Daphnia magna is the source of this 1085-nucleotide messenger RNA. RefSeq lists its product as uncharacterized. Gene Ontology annotation, cellular component: nucleus. The coding region runs from base 102 to 1073 and encodes 323 amino acids. The record is from RefSeq and is a predicted model, not a curated record. The transcript is spliced from 4 exons. NCBI's taxonomy places the organism in Eukaryota, Metazoa, Arthropoda, Branchiopoda, Diplostraca, Daphniidae.
GGAAUCUAGUUAGUAUUUUUUAAGUUAUAAGACUCUUUGAUUGACAGUUUUGGAAUCUUGAACUGUGUUUAUUGUUCUAGUGAUAGACUUACGAGAUUGAAAUGGCCCCAGCAAUAAAAGAAAAAGCGUGGCCGUCAUUCCAAAUAGAAACUUUAGUUGAUGAGUACAUCGCAAGAAAGGGUGUUAUUCUUGGUGCCUUGAGGCCGGGCAUUACCAAGGAACAAAAAAAAAAGGCUUGGACAGAAAUUGUGGAAGCCAUAGAACUAGCCUGUCCUGAUGAACCAAUUCAUGAUGUUAAAGACACGAAGAAGAAAUUUGGUAACAUCAAAGCAAUAGCAAAUGCCAAGAUUGCUGAGUAUAAUCGUAGUUUGAGUGAGACAGGAGGUGGCCCAGAAGUAAUUCUUAAACCGUUGCAUAUUAAAAUGCUGAAUGAACUCUAUGGAAAAACCAAUGCUGCCCUUGCAGGCAACUCUAUUACAGGAGGGGUGCAGUCUGAAACUGCUAUCAAUAACCCAACUCAAGAGCUUGGAAGAUCCAACAAUGAAAAGGAUGCGCCGAGUAUUCACGAUUAUGAGCCCCUUCCUUUCUGCUCUAAUAAUGAACACGUAGAGAUUGAAUCAAACAUAGAUCGUGAUGAUCCCGAAUUAGAAAUAGCUAUGACAAUCUUCAAUCGCAAAUCUUUCGAAGAGUUCGGAAAUGACGAAGAUGAUUACGAAGCCAAUCCAGCAUCCAGUCGUUCCGAGUCGUCAACGGAACUUAUUCAUAAAAGUCAUUCACCAUCAUUACUUAAACGUCCUUCUACGUCUUUAGGCAUCACAACUGUUGGUUUCUUGUCAAACAAACCGAAAGAAAGUUCCCCUACUUGUAGUUUACGUGAGACAGUUAAUCGUUCUAAACGUCUACUAUGCGAAAAAUCUGAUUUGUCAUCAUCAAAACGUCUUCUUCGUGAUAGAUUUGACGUUCUUAAUUCCAUCAUGACAGCAUCUAAAAUAAGGGAUGACCCCAUGAGAGACGAUGAAAUCCCCAAAGAUCUCUACGAUAUCAUGUAUGGAAAGACUAAAGAUGCAAUCUAAUACACAAUAACA